Messenger RNA from Rotaria sp. Silwood1, 462 nucleotides. Lineage: Eukaryota; Metazoa; Rotifera; Eurotatoria; Philodinida; Philodinidae. The record is from the annotation of a GenBank genome assembly.
AUGAAUGACAAGGCAAUAUGGCUUGAUUAUUUUACAUCGAUUGAUAUUCAGUCGAACAAUGCUAUUUGGAUUAGUCACAGAUCAUCAGAUGAUGAACUUGAUGAAGAAGAGUUGUUAACACGAACAAAAUGGGCAUGGAAUAUUGGACAAAAUGAAAAACAAUAUAGAAGUGAACAUGGUUUGAUAUUCGAAGUCUCUGUGCCAAUAUUAUUAAAUCGUCAUUUUCUUGUACAUGAAUCAAAACAAGUACGGCAAUCGUCUUCCAAAGUACCAUUAUUGAUAUUUUUUCAUGGUUUAAAUUCAUCAGCAUGGUUUAUGGCUUUAGUUCGAACAAAAUGGAUUGAAAAAGCAAAUAUCAACAAUUUUUUAGUUGUUUUCGGUCAAAGUCAAGGUAAACAAUUUCGAAAGGGACCUAAAUAUAAUCAACAUGGUAUAUUACAAUUUGGUGAUGAUUUAUCUUGA